This is a messenger RNA of Neopsephotus bourkii (Bourke's parrot), 4986 nucleotides long. It is a transcript of the gene KCNK16, whose product is annotated as potassium two pore domain channel subfamily K member 16. Gene Ontology annotation, cellular component: membrane. The record is from RefSeq and is a predicted model, not a curated record. Lineage: Eukaryota; Metazoa; Chordata; Aves; Psittaciformes; Psittacidae. Gene Ontology annotation, biological process: potassium ion transmembrane transport; stabilization of membrane potential. Gene Ontology annotation, molecular function: potassium ion leak channel activity.
CAACAACUUUGGAAACAGAAUAUUGAUGAUUUCUACAACUUGAAAUCUACAGGUACAUACUUCUGUAGCUUUUUCAUGGGAGUAAAUAUGGCAGUAUCAGCUACUUCAGAUUGUUGUCUUUCACAUUAUCAGAGCACACUGCUUAAUUGUAUGGAACUGUGCAUGUUUAUGAAAGUACUUUCUUAAACCUGUGCUUUAUCUGUAAGGUCAUUCAGCUAUAAAGUGGUUCAAUUGUAACUGUAUGUUUACUCUGCAGUUUCUUGUACACAUGCAGUUGAUUUCUUUUCUAUUUUUUGCAUCUUUCUGCAAAAACACUGCUUUCUACGUCAGUCCCAGGACACAUCACAUAUUCCGUGUGUCUGUUGAAGUUCUCUCCAGCUGUUCAUUAUAGUAUCCAUUAAUUGAUUUUUUUGUUUGCCUUUAUUUUAUGCUUUUCAAAUAACAGUUGUGGUAGAGAUGAUAACACCUUCUCGGAAAGUUGGUUAGAAAACAUUUCACUUGGCCAACCAAAUAAGAUACACCUUUAAUGUUGAAGUAGUUUAAAUAAGAGCACCUGAAGUAUAGAAGUAAGCACACUUUGACAGUUUUAGUGACUCAAUUCACAACAUUCUCAGAAAAUUAAGUGAAAAACAAUCUGAAUACUAAGUAAAGAAGGGACAUUUGUAUCCAGAAGAUUUUAACAGGAAGAGAAUUUAAUAAUAAAAUUGCAGCCCUAACCACAUGGCCUUCUUGCUCUGUGUGUUUGUUUUCUUUUAGAAGCAGUGUAACAUAGAUGACACUUGCCAUAAAGCUCUUCCUACAGAAAAAUAUGCAAGCCCAGCUUAUUUCCAGUGCAUGAUAAUAAUUAAAGCUUCAAUGAGUGAACCUCUGAUAUUUUUUUGGCUAGCAAUUAACCCUAAUCCCUCCUUCUCUCUUAUGCAUUUGGAUCUAAAUAACAAUAGGGAGACUGAAAGCAGUAGGCAUGAGUGGCUCAUUCCCUAACUCUGUGGACUAAAGGCUGGAAUAACCUGACAAAGAAUUCAGGAGAGGGAGGCAAGGUGGUGAGCGGACUGAUCUUAUAAGGGUUAGAAAGGAAAGAGAAGGUCUAUCUUGUGACCAGGCUGAAUUCAGGAUGUUUGUGAUCUUCAUCAUGCGGCUUUCACUGGUGCCAGCAAUGUUUGUAUGGUGCAGAUGUCAGCUAUCGAGUUUUCCAUUUAUUCAGCUCCAUACUUUCCUUUGUUCUGGGGAGUCUGCUGUGUAUAGAGAGUUUAUAGUGUUUUCUUGUAAAGAAGUCUAGUGUUUAGAGUAAGGGUUUACUCGUUGAGACUUAAAGAGUCUAUCUGUGACUCUAUAUUCAUAUGACUCUGGGUAAGACACUCAACCAGUUUUACUUCAGCUUUCCAGCCUGCAGAGCAAUACCAGUCUCAGUGGCCUUAUGUCAGGCUUCAUGCAACUGAGAUACUUGGAUGAAAGCUGUUUUAAUAAGGGAAACCCACUGUGAUUCACAUUCUUAUUAAGUCAUAAAUGCUCUCCAUUUAUUUUGGAUAGAGAAAAGAUGUGGAGGGAUAAAAUUUGCCUGUUAGUCUCAUUUUGCAGAGGCCUCCAUGUUCUGUAAAAAAUUCUCCAGGGCAGUAGAUGGGAACCUGGGUGUGUGAAUCCUGGGUAUCCUUGAGUAGCAGACAUCCUGGGACAGUAACCUAUUAAUACUGAGCAGAGACUGGGAGCAGCAGAGCCAGCAGCAUGCCCCUCCGCACCAUACAGAACCAGCAGAUUACCCAGACUUCGCUGCUGGCUGGGUAUCUCUUUUACCUCCUCCUGGGUGCUGUGGUGUUCCAUCUGCUGGAGAAGCAGUCAGGGAUCCACUUUCGGGACCAGUUUCAGCUGGAGAAGCUCAAGUUCCUGCAGAACUACACAUGCUUGGACAGGCAAGCUCUGGAGUUUGAUCUAAUGGGUUGCUCACCUUUGAUUCUUUCACCUCUUCUGCCUCAGGUCCUUAUGGAAGCAUGGGUAAAAGGGGUCAACCCAGAAGGAAAUUCUACAGAUCCUGGUAACUGGGACUUCAGCAACUCCUUCUUUUUUGCGGGAACAAUCUUGACUAUUGUGGGUUAUGGUACCCUGUCUCCCAGCACAGUGGCAGGGCAGAUCUUUUGUGUGUUCUAUGCCUUGUUCAGAGUGCCCCUCAACCUGGCUUUUCUUAAUCAGCUGGGGAAAGGCCUCAGUGCUCACCUGAUUACCUUGGAAAGACAGAUGCAAAACCCAGGCCAUGCCCAGUUGGUUCAGACGCUGGCAGUGGCCAUCUUCCUGACCACUGGGACCUUGCUUUUUCUAAUAUUCCCAUCACUGGUCUUCAGUUAUGUAGAAGGCUGGAGCUACGGAGAAGGCUUUUACUUCACCUUCAUCACCCUCAGCACCACUGGAUUUGGAGACUAUGUAGCAGGCACAAACCCCAACAAGCACUAUAUCCCAGUGUACAGAAGCCUAACUGCAAUUUGGAUUGGUUUUGGCUUGGCCUGGCUGGCUCAGGUCUUCAACAUGGCGGCUGACUUGAUGGAAAAAUUUCUUCAGCUAAAGUGGUACAAGCCUGACUUAAGCUUGGCAAAAGGAGCCACCACCAAACUGGAAAAUGAACCUGAGCAGCAUAGAGUCCACAUCCCCAGCUGAGCAAGGUACACAGAAAGCAGUCUUAAAAGUAUGUCUUUCAUCUGUAUCUCGCACUAAGCAAGCCAUGUGGAUAAAGGACUAAACCACAAGUUGUAGACUGUUUCCUAAAGAGCAGAUUUCCUAAGGAGGAAAUUUCAGAUGCAUUGAAAUUUUCACACACUGUGUAGGUAUCAGCCAAUUAAACCUCCAAAGAAGUAGCAUACAUGGUCAAACAACUUUCCUGGGAUUCAUUUCACACUUUUCGCUCAAGACAGCUUCCUCUGAAGUAAUCAGUUAUUAUCCUUUCUCUUUCUCUAGUGGAAUUCAGUUCUUAUGGUCAUUUGUUUUCAAAUAAAUCCAGAGUGACUGCCUCCCAGCUCCAACGAGAAGUCAUGUCACCAAGAACGGAAGUGAAAAAAGUCAGGUACAGAAAUCUUUCUUCAUUUCCAAUCAUAAACCAAACAAAACCACAGAGGAAUAUCAGCAGUAAUGACCACCUGCUAAAUGACAUUCAUCCAAUUAAGAUUCAUUUGAUACUGUAUGAAAUUAACAGCUUUCAUAUAAAAUGAUAAAAUUUCUUUAGUUUCUGGGCUAAAAUGCUUCUCUCUUAAAUUGUGCAGAAAUCAUGUGUCUAUCCAGCACUGCCUAGACUGUUACAAUCCAUUUUGGAGCGAACUGACAGCUCAGUGCAGGUCCUUAUCCUUGCUGCAGUUCAUUUCACAGCCACUUAACAACAGUACUUUAAAUCUAAAUGCAAGCAGACUUCCUUUAUUUCCAGCCAGAUCACAAAUAUUAUUAGAGUCUGGCAUUUGCUUUGGGACAGCUCAUUAUGGAGGUAUCAUGCAUGGAGAUUUGAUGCUGUCCAUUUACCUCUAAAUAAGGCUGAUGAUAGGCUUUUGUGUUAAAUCUGGUCUUCAGCCAUGCGCAAAGAGUCAACCAUGAGAAAUGGAGUCUGGAUUUGUCACAUCUAUUGUAAGCUGAACAUAGCAGCAGCCAUCCCCAAAGAAGCAGUAAAGCCAAAGAAGGACACAUAAACACCUUAUAAGCAGGCCAGUCACUGAGAUAUAAAACUGUAGUCAUACUAUGUAUUAAACUCUAGAAACUUGAUAAAGCAAUUAAGCAUUCAUUGAGUACCAUGCUAGGUAGUUUAUAACCAUCACUUACAUAUUCCAUGGCUUGUAAUUAUGUACAUACUGCCAUUUAUUAUGUAUGUUUAUAACUCACAGUAACCAUCAGUUAAUCCUUUUAAACUCAUUUAUAACCGGAACCUUGUGACUGAAUUACUACUAGGCAAUGUAGCAAGCUAGCCUGUGGCUGACAGGCUACAGUAACAUCUCAUGCCAGCCUUUCAGCAACCACUUUGGUAUUUCAUUUUGGGGAAGUACACAUAAAACAUGUAGACAGGUAUAGGUCACAAAUCUCACAUACUUUCUUGCUUCUGAGGAUGGUCACAACAGCAGCUUGUUCUUACACCUGACUUGAUGCUCACCUUCUUUGCUAGUUGCUGACUCCUGCAUAGCGCAGUAUGCCAGCUAUGGUUUGUUCAACUCAACUCAAAAUUGAGUUUUCAAAUACAUAUCCCAUCUAAGAUUUUCCAGUCUUACCACUGGCUACCUCACAGAUUUUAUCUGUUUUUGCACUGAUCUUCCAUUAUGCCCUCAACUAUUCCCAUAAAUUUAUGCAAUGGCUUUGUUUGUAGCUGCUUUCACUAAGAGUAGCCAACUCUCUCCUGUCUGGCUUUUUGUAUCUUUGCAAAUUUCAUGGGAAACUUUCUCAGUAUUCUCUAUUCUUCACACAUAAUGUUUGCAUAUGCACUUGUUAACACAUCACCAUCACUGUACUCCGUACCUGCCUUGUGUCAACGUUACAAGACAUUUUAGACUAGUUCAUGUAAAAGACAAAAGUAAAGUUCUACUGACUUUUAUAUCUAACCUGUUCCCUUCUCCUUGCCUUUUUCCAUGCCUUCCUUACUUUAUCUAGCCACAGCCAGCCACAAAACAUGCACUAGUCUGAAGGUGAUGCUAUACAGUAUUUUACACCGUGCUGCAUGUCGUAACAAAUGGUAAUAAAGUUUACAAAAGACGGAAAGUAUGCAUGCACCACUUACUGGCAAAGUGUUUGUUAAGAUCGUUCUUGCUUGGCACCUGACAGCAGGGAGUUCUUAUUGGUUUCACUGCAGUCCAGAAAUUGCUCCUGUACCUGAUACUGACCUUGCAGAGUAGUAGCAUGAUGAGACUAUGCUACUUAAAUCAAGCAUGUGUCCAUGUUGAAACAGAAAAGAGGAAGAUACUGAUUACCUCUCCUGUGUUACACAAGUGAUUGAAAUUUCUUGCUCACUUUGUCAGUUUUUCAAGACCCUGUAAAGAU